Molecule: messenger RNA, 792 nt
Organism: Pyricularia oryzae 70-15
Lineage: Eukaryota; Fungi; Ascomycota; Sordariomycetes; Magnaporthales; Pyriculariaceae
Exons: 4
Coding region: 1-792 (263 amino acids)
Biological process (GO): mycotoxin biosynthetic process
Source: RefSeq, a predicted model, not a curated record
AUGGCAAAGUCGUCCAAGUCCAGCUCCGAGGGCAGCAGCACGGCUCGCCCGUCCUCGGACAGCGAUGAAAAGUUUGGCCUCCUCAACGACGAGCCGGUCCAGCAGGCGUCUCGCCCGUCGAGGCUGCGCUGGGCCGUGGCGCUGCUCGCCGCGUCCAACCUCGUGUGCUUUGGCGGGCUCGUGUAUGCCCUGAGGCCCGCGCCGCCGCCGACCAUGGUGGUGUAUCCGCCGCAGCCGGACUGGUUUCCUCCUCAGAUCCCUGUGAAAAAGGUCAUGCACAGCGAGCCGCUGUUUGGGCAGGAGCCAAAUGAAGAAAGUAUCGCUGCGUGGAACUCGCUUCUGCCUAAGGGACGCGGCUGGGUGCACAUGCGCAACAAAACCGCCCUCCCCGACAUGCCGGGACUGAACCAGUCGCUGCCCGAGCACAUUGCGCUGCCGUCUGUGUAUCACCAGCUGCACUGCCUAUACAGCACGAUGCGAAGCUACUACGACCUCCUCGACAUAAUCAACAAAAACCACACAAAGCGGGAGCUGCCCAAGGACCCGGCAUGGAACAAGGAGCACCUCAACCACUGCUGGGACUACCUGCGGCAAAACAUCAUGUGCACGGCCGACGUGACGCUCGAGUGGCACCGCUGGAACGAAAAGGUCGAGGACGGCUGGGGCUACGAGCAUCAGUGCAAGGACUGGGAUGCGCUGACCAGGUGGGUGCUGGAGAGGCGGACGUCGAACAAUUGGGGACUUUUGAGGGGUGAGGGUGAGAGGAUUCCCUUGAAGGAUGGCGAGCAGUAG